Messenger RNA from Phasianus colchicus (ring-necked pheasant), 2533 nucleotides. It is a transcript of the gene PES1, whose product is annotated as pescadillo ribosomal biogenesis factor 1. Gene Ontology annotation, molecular function: RNA binding. The record is from RefSeq and is a predicted model, not a curated record. NCBI's taxonomy places the organism in Eukaryota, Metazoa, Chordata, Aves, Galliformes, Phasianidae. Gene Ontology annotation, cellular component: nucleolus; PeBoW complex. Gene Ontology annotation, biological process: ribosome biogenesis; maturation of LSU-rRNA from tricistronic rRNA transcript (SSU-rRNA, 5.8S rRNA, LSU-rRNA).
UUCACCGCUCUCCGUCCCCGCGUCUCACCCGCACCCCUCAGCCUCCCUGCAGCUCGGGGCUGCGCGGACCCGGCGGGGUUUCGGCGCAGGCGCGGACCGGCGCGGUGCAGGCAGUGCGAGGGCAGCCCGGGUCCUUCGGCGCGGCGGAGCACGCGGCGGUGGCAGCGGGGCCAUGGGCGGGCUGGAGAAGAAGAAGUACCAGCGGGGCUCUGCCACCAACUACAUCACCCGCAACAAGGCACGCAAGAAGCUGCAGCUCAGCCUGCCCGAUUUCAGGCGCCUCUGCAUCCUGAAGGGGAUUUACCCCCAUGAGCCCAAGCACAAGAAGAAGGUGAACAAAGGCUCCACCGCGGCACGGACUUUCUAUCUCCUCAAAGACAUCAAAUUCCUCCUCCAUGAGCCCAUCGUCAACAAGUUCCGGGAAUACAAGAUCUUUGUCCGUAAGCUGAGGAAGGCAUACGGGAAGAGUGAGUGGGGCACGGCGGAGCGGCUGAAGGACAACAAACCCACCUACAAGCUCGACCACAUCGUGAAGGAGAGGUACCCAACCUUUGUGGACGCACUGCGGGACCUGGAUGAUGCCCUCUCCAUGUGCUUCCUCUUCUCUACCUUCCCACGGACGGGCAAGUGCCAUGUGCAGACCAUCCAGCUGUGCCGACGCUUGGCUGUUGAGUUCCUCAACUACGUCAUCGCCUCCCGCUCACUGCGCAAGGUGUUCCUCUCCAUCAAGGGUAUCUACUACCAGGCAGAGGUGCUGGGGCAGCCCAUCACUUGGAUCACCCCUUAUGCCUUCGCCCACGAUCACCCAACAGACGUGGAUUAUCGUGUGAUGGCUACCUUCACUGAGUUCUACACCACCCUGCUGGGCUUUGUCAACUUUCGUCUCUACCACUCACUCAACCUGCAUUACCCACCCAAGAUCGAUGGCCAAGCUGAGGUUGAGCUAAAGCCUGCGGAAGGCAAGGAGUAUGCCAUGGAUUCAGAGAGCUACUUGGAGAAACUGUCAGCUCUGAGUGCCAGCCUGGCACGUGUGGUGGCCCCAACCCAAGAGGAUGAUGUGGAGAUGGAUGAGUUCCCUGUGGAGGGGGAGACUGCUGAGCAGAUGGAUGCAAGGAGAAAGGAGCAGGAGGCCCUGGAGAAGCACAAAAAGCUGUUUGAAGGGCUGCGUUUCUUCCUCAACAGGGAGGUGCCUCGAGAGCCCCUGGCCUUCAUCAUCCGGUGCUUUGGUGGCCAAGUGUCCUGGGACAAGUCCCUGUGCAUCGGUGCCACUUACGAUGUGAGCGACCCAUCCAUCACCCACCAGAUUGUUGACCGGCCCCAGGUGGAGCAGCAGGUUGUGGGCAGGUAUUACCUGCAGCCUCAGUGGGUUUUUGACUCAGUCAAUGCCAAGCUGUGCCUCCCUGUAGCUGAUUAUUUCCCUGGUGUGCUGCUGCCCCCACACCUCUCACCCUUCGUGACAGAGCAGGAAGGAGACUACAUCCCUCCAGAGAAGCUGAAGUUGCUGGCCAUGCAGCGGGGCGAGGACCCAGGGGAAGAGAGUGAAGAGGAGGAGGAGGAAGAGGAAGAGGAGGAUGACAAUGAUAAAGAGGAGGAAGAGGAGGAGGAAGAUGAGUCCGAAAAGGAAGAGGAGAUGAAAUUGAAGAAGAUGGAAGAGCAGAAGACUCAGAGCAACAAGGCACUUCCCGUGAAGGUGACUGCUGGCAAAGUGCGGCUGGAGGACAAGCAGCGCCUGGAGCAGGAGCAGCAGAGUGAGGAGAAGCGCCUGGCCAUCAUGAUGAUGAAGAAAAGGGAGAAAUACCUCUACAAGAAGAUCAUGUUUGGAAAGAAACGCAAAAUCCGAGAGGCAAACAAACUGGCAGCGAAGAGGAAAGCCCACGACACUGCUAUGAAAGAGGAGAAGAAGAAAACCAAGAAGGCACGACAUGCGUGAUGAGACUUUGGGACCCCAAGGAGGGACUAACUCUUCCUGGCUGGAAUGGCUGCAGUGCCCAUCAUUUGUGGGUGAAAAACCCUCAGCUUUCCUCUUGGGACAGAAAUACUAAAUUAAAAUAUUGCCCAUCAGUAAAUACACCUUCUGCUGUGCCUUAUCCAGGACUCUCUCCACGCAGGAAGUGGAGGAGUGAUCGUCAGUGCCAUUGCCUGUCCUGAGAGUCAGUGAUGUGGGCACAUCCUCUUUGUGCUCUUUCAGCAUCCUUAGGGCAGCGUGUGGUGUCUGAAGAACUGGAGACUAAGGGAAGCUCUGGGCUCUUGCAGCUCCCUCCCUCUGGCAUUGCUCACUUUGCACACCUGCAGCCCUGGGAUGUGCAGACUGCCCCUGUUCCACCUGCUCUGGGGCUGGUGGCCUUGCUGGGACCUGGUGGUGAUGUGUUCAGAGGGGUGAGGGGUCCAGCAUGAGAAGCAGGCUUUGUGCUCAGCAUUGGAGAGGAGCCCCCCUGCCACCCAGAACUAAGCUGCUCUCCACUACCUGCUUUGUAGAGGUUGUAUUUGGCCUCUGCUAUUGUAUUGCAAUCUUUUUUUUUUUUUUUUUUUAAUU